Molecule: messenger RNA, 3740 nt
Organism: Dipodomys ordii (Ord's kangaroo rat)
Lineage: Eukaryota; Metazoa; Chordata; Mammalia; Rodentia; Heteromyidae
Gene: Camkk2
Product: calcium/calmodulin-dependent protein kinase kinase 2, beta
Exons: 16
Coding region: 65-1798 (577 amino acids)
Biological process (GO): activation of protein kinase activity; CAMKK-AMPK signaling cascade; protein phosphorylation
Molecular function (GO): ATP binding; protein kinase activity
Source: RefSeq, a predicted model, not a curated record
GCAGUGCUGCGGAUGGAGGAGCGCUGCGGUUGGUGUGCUGGUGGGUGAAGUCGGCCCUCGCAUCAUGUCAUCAUGUGUCUCUAGCCAGCCCAGCAGUGACCAGACCACCCCCCAGGAUGAACUGGGGGGCAGGGGCAGCAGCAGUGAAGGCCAGAAGCCCUGUGAGGCCCUCCAGGGCCUCUCCUCCCUGAGCAUCCGCUUGGGCAUGGAGUCCUUCAUCGUGGUUCCUGAGUGUGAGCCGGGCCGGGCUGUGGAUCUCCGUCUGGCCCGGGGCCGGACCCUGGAGACUGAUGGCCACGAAGUCUCCCUUAACGCGUCAGGGUCCCAGGCCCGGUUCUCAGCUCGAAAACUGUCCCUGCAGGAGCAACCCCAGGGUAGGCUGACUGCUGGCAGCCCUGGUGUGAACGGUCGCUGUGCCCCCUCCCUGUCCUACUCGCCCGCCAGCUCCCCGCAGUCCUCACCACGGCUUCCCCGGCGGCCCACGGUGGAGUCUCACCACGUCUCCAUCACAGGCAUGCAGGACUGUGUGCAAUUGAAUCAGUACACACUGAAGGACGAGAUUGGAAAGGGCUCCUAUGGUGUGGUCAAGUUGGCUUACAAUGAGAAUGACAAUACCUACUAUGCGAUGAAGGUGCUGUCCAAAAAGAAGCUCAUCCGACAGGCAGGCUUUCCACGUCGCCCCCCACCUCGCGGUACCCGCCCAGCUCCUGGGGGCUGUGUUCAGCCCCGGGGUCCCAUUGAGCAAGUGUACCAGGAAAUUGCCAUCCUCAAGAAGUUGGACCACCCUAAUGUGGUGAAGUUGGUGGAGGUCCUAGAUGACCCCAAUGAGGACCAUCUGUACAUGGUGUUCGAGCUCGUCAACCAGGGGCCUGUGAUGGAAGUGCCUACCCUCAAACCGCUCUCUGAAGACCAGGCCCGUUUCUACUUCCAGGAUCUGAUCAAAGGCAUCGAGUACUUACACUACCAGAAGAUCAUCCACCGGGACAUCAAACCUUCCAACCUCCUGGUAGGAGAAGAUGGGCACAUCAAGAUUGCUGAUUUUGGUGUGAGCAAUGAGUUCAAGGGCAGUGAUGCCCUCCUCUCCAACACUGUGGGCACACCUGCCUUCAUGGCGCCCGAGUCGCUCUCAGAAACCCGCAAGAUCUUCUCUGGGAAGGCCUUGGAUGUUUGGGCCAUGGGUGUGACACUGUACUGCUUCGUCUUUGGCCAGUGCCCAUUCAUGGAUGAGCGGAUCAUGUGUUUGCACAGUAAGAUCAAGAGUCAGGCCCUGGAAUUUCCAGACCAGCCUGACAUAGCUGAGGACUUGAAGGAUCUGAUCACCCGUAUGUUGGACAAGAACCCCGAGUCUAGGAUUAUGGUGCCGGAAAUCAAGCUGCACCCUUGGGUCACGAGGCACGGGGCCGAGCCACUGCCAUCGGAGGACGAGAACUGCACGCUGGUGGAGGUGACAGAAGAGGAGGUGGAGAAUUCAGUCAAACACAUUCCCAGCCUGGCGACCGUGAUCCUGGUGAAGACCAUGAUCCGGAAGCGCUCCUUCGGGAACCCGUUUGAGGGCAGUCGGCGGGAGGAGAGAGCCUCGUCUGUGCCUGGGACUCUGCUCACCAAAAAGCCAACCAGGGAGUGGGAGCCCCUGUCUGAGCCCAAGGAAGCAAGGCAGCGAAGAGCUGGCCCCCGCAGGGGAGGAGGAAGUGAUCUUGUGAAAGGUGGUCCCUGCGUGCAAAGUUGGGGGGUCCUGGCCCCUGGCUCCCCCACGCAUAAGCCUCCACAGCAGCCUGAAGAGGUGAUGGAGCCGGAGUAGCGUCUGGACCGCUGGACCUCGCAUGCCUGGCUGUGCUGCCCCGCGCGGGCGGCUGCACCGCGUUUCCAUAGCCGCAUGUCCUAUGGAAACCCGCACGUGUAGAGCCUUGACCGUCAUCUCUGGUUACUUGUUUUCUUCCUUGUUAUUUUAAAGGGGACAAAAAAAAAAAAAAAGACCCUGUGAUGUUGUGGCCGCUGGCUGGCUGGACCCACGGCUAUGAGUUGCAGACCCAAAUCCAUGUGCAUUUUGGGACAGUUGCUUUUUAAAAUGUUUUUAUGCCAAAAACAACAACAACAACAAAGAAACAACCUUCAUUGGGAAUUCAGAGCCCUGUGAGAUGUUCUGAGUGAGCGUGCACAGGCGUGGACUGUCGGGAAGCAGGCACGCACGAUGUGGCUGUUUCCAGAGGGAGUGGAAGGUUCAGGUCACUCCUGUGAAAACCCCAAGCCGUGGAAUCUUCCAGAACAGUGCCUGGAGAGCAGGGCUGGCACUCAGAGCUGCAGGGAGCUGCCACACAAUUCAUGCGCCAGAAGGACUUAUGAAUGCUUUGAUGUCAGGAUAAUCGGAAGGGCUGCAAGUCGCAUUGCUUCCUAAAAUGGAUUUUCCAGCCUAGCAGGGGUUCGCCAGGCGUGGUAGGGCUCCUGCUGACGCACAGUGGGUCUCUGGUGGUGGCUGGCCAGGCACUAGUGAAGCUCAUUGUUAAAUGAUAAAAACUUCAGGGUGAAAUCCUAUACUUCCAUGUACAUUACAUGGCUUACGAUUCAACAUACAAAUGAAUUCCAGUUCUCUAGACAACUCUAGAGAAGUUCUAGAAGAUUCAGUUGUCUAGACUGAACUCUAGAGAAGUUACUUGGAGCUUCCAGGUCUUGUGUCACGGCUCCAGCCUGGUGACACGUGUGCCUGCGUAUCAGCAGCUCCACUGCCAUGCCUCUGAGCUUGCCUUUCCAUCCUAGCUGCUUGUGUAAACCCCACCGCAGCUUCCAGGGCCACGUGGGGAAGCCGAGACUCUGGCCAUCCUUGGCAGCACAAUGUGAGGGUACACACAGUGAUAUGGGACACCCUUUCGGAACAUUGUUGAGACUCCGGGUCCAAGGGACCCAGGGCUUGGCACAGGAAGUUACCUUUGGUAACCAGUAGCCCAGAGCAAAAAAGGUGAUUUUUUUUUUUUCCUUCCAACCAAUCUUGGGAAGUUUGGCUGGGGUUUGGAUGUGACUGUUGCUGCCAUCCAGGGGUAGGUGUGCGUGAGGUUCAAGGGGAGGGAAGCUGGAAGGGCUCCCCAGUGCAUUGCAGGGAAAUGGGGUGUUGAUAACAGAGCUUGGAAGACCCCGUUUCUCUUGUUUUCUGCCUUGGUUCUGGGACUUUCUACAGAGAGAGAGCGAGGCUGGUUCCCCUGCCCAGAGCCACAGAGUGCUGGCAUUCUUGGCUUCCAUAGGUUUUUCUUAUGCUCUUGACUGUAGUUUAGCCAGACUUUUCUUGUGUAAGUAUAGCAUUAGGGCAUGCUGGUUCUGAAGAGCAAGGACUCCAGUCUCAGUGGGGUCCCCUCACCUGCUUGCUUUGUGUCUAUAGUCGAGUAUUUCCUCUUGCCCUCCCCCUCUUUCAGGGGAAAGCACCCAGUAGCUCCACCCUCCAGUAGUAGAUGGGGUCUGGUAAGUUCGCAAUAGCACCUUGCAGUGGUUUAAGCCAACCGGUCCUUAGUCUCCAUCCAGUCUGCCUGGGUGGACACCAGCCUGGGGAAGGAAGGGCGCAGCGCCCCUUGUGUUUACACAACAGCAUCAGGCAAUGCCAUUUCUCAUUUCUCCUACCACGGAACCUUCCAUCCAAGACGUCCUACGUGGAAUGCCAGCCACCAGGCAACAGACAGAUGUUCAGGCAGGUGGUGGGAGAAGGGCCACAUCAAUAACAUUAAAAAAAAAAUAGCAGGGUGCUGGUGGCUCAGGCCUGU